Messenger RNA from Homo sapiens (human), 2259 nucleotides. RefSeq names its product acyl-CoA dehydrogenase very long chain (gene ACADVL). Gene Ontology annotation, cellular component: mitochondrial inner membrane; mitochondrial membrane. The record is from RefSeq and is marked reviewed. NCBI's taxonomy places the organism in Eukaryota, Metazoa, Chordata, Mammalia, Primates, Hominidae. Gene Ontology annotation, molecular function: long-chain fatty acyl-CoA dehydrogenase activity; flavin adenine dinucleotide binding; very-long-chain fatty acyl-CoA dehydrogenase activity. Gene Ontology annotation, biological process: fatty acid beta-oxidation using acyl-CoA dehydrogenase; regulation of cholesterol metabolic process; negative regulation of fatty acid oxidation. The coding region runs from base 351 to 2090 and encodes 579 amino acids. The transcript is spliced from 19 exons.
AGAGCUGGGUCAGAGCUCGAGCCAGCGGCGCCCGGAGAGAUUCGGAGAUGCAGGCGGCUCGGAUGGCCGCGAGCUUGGGGCGGCAGCUGCUGAGGCUCGGGGGCGGAAGGUCUGUGUGUGACAAGAGGGACGGUGGGCAGCGGCCCUGGGCACCGGGCCGGCACUGAACCCCCACUCCCCACAGCUCGCGGCUCACGGCGCUCCUGGGGCAGCCCCGGCCCGGCCCUGCCCGGCGGCCCUAUGCCGGGGGUGCCGCUCAGCUGGCUCUGGACAAGUCAGAUUCCCACCCCUCUGACGCUCUGACCAGGAAAAAACCGGCCAAGGCGGAAUCUAAGUCCUUUGCUGUGGGAAUGUUCAAAGGCCAGCUCACCACAGAUCAGGUGUUCCCAUACCCGUCCGUGCUCAACGAAGAGCAGACACAGUUUCUUAAAGAGCUGGUGGAGCCUGUGUCCCGUUUCUUCGAGGAAGUGAACGAUCCCGCCAAGAAUGACGCUCUGGAGAUGGUGGAGGAGACCACUUGGCAGGGCCUCAAGGAGCUGGGGGCCUUUGGUCUGCAAGUGCCCAGUGAGCUGGGUGGUGUGGGCCUUUGCAACACCCAGUACGCCCGUUUGGUGGAGAUCGUGGGCAUGCAUGACCUUGGCGUGGGCAUUACCCUGGGGGCCCAUCAGAGCAUCGGUUUCAAAGGCAUCCUGCUCUUUGGCACAAAGGCCCAGAAAGAAAAAUACCUCCCCAAGCUGGCAUCUGGGGAGACUGUGGCCGCUUUCUGUCUAACCGAGCCCUCAAGCGGGUCAGAUGCAGCCUCCAUCCGAACCUCUGCUGUGCCCAGCCCCUGUGGAAAAUACUAUACCCUCAAUGGAAGCAAGCUUUGGAUCAGUAAUGGGGGCCUAGCAGACAUCUUCACGGUCUUUGCCAAGACACCAGUUACAGAUCCAGCCACAGGAGCCGUGAAGGAGAAGAUCACAGCUUUUGUGGUGGAGAGGGGCUUCGGGGGCAUUACCCAUGGGCCCCCUGAGAAGAAGAUGGGCAUCAAGGCUUCAAACACAGCAGAGGUGUUCUUUGAUGGAGUACGGGUGCCAUCGGAGAACGUGCUGGGUGAGGUUGGGAGUGGCUUCAAGGUUGCCAUGCACAUCCUCAACAAUGGAAGGUUUGGCAUGGCUGCGGCCCUGGCAGGUACCAUGAGAGGCAUCAUUGCUAAGGCGGUAGAUCAUGCCACUAAUCGUACCCAGUUUGGGGAGAAAAUUCACAACUUUGGGCUGAUCCAGGAGAAGCUGGCACGGAUGGUUAUGCUGCAGUAUGUAACUGAGUCCAUGGCUUACAUGGUGAGUGCUAACAUGGACCAGGGAGCCACGGACUUCCAGAUAGAGGCCGCCAUCAGCAAAAUCUUUGGCUCGGAGGCAGCCUGGAAGGUGACAGAUGAAUGCAUCCAAAUCAUGGGGGGUAUGGGCUUCAUGAAGGAACCUGGAGUAGAGCGUGUGCUCCGAGAUCUUCGCAUCUUCCGGAUCUUUGAGGGGACAAAUGACAUUCUUCGGCUGUUUGUGGCUCUGCAGGGCUGUAUGGACAAAGGAAAGGAGCUCUCUGGGCUUGGCAGUGCUCUAAAGAAUCCCUUUGGGAAUGCUGGCCUCCUGCUAGGAGAGGCAGGCAAACAGCUGAGGCGGCGGGCAGGGCUGGGCAGCGGCCUGAGUCUCAGCGGACUUGUCCACCCGGAGUUGAGUCGGAGUGGCGAGCUGGCAGUACGGGCUCUGGAGCAGUUUGCCACUGUGGUGGAGGCCAAGCUGAUAAAACACAAGAAGGGGAUUGUCAAUGAACAGUUUCUGCUGCAGCGGCUGGCAGACGGGGCCAUCGACCUCUAUGCCAUGGUGGUGGUUCUCUCGAGGGCCUCAAGAUCCCUGAGUGAGGGCCACCCCACGGCCCAGCAUGAGAAAAUGCUCUGUGACACCUGGUGUAUCGAGGCUGCAGCUCGGAUCCGAGAGGGCAUGGCCGCCCUGCAGUCUGACCCCUGGCAGCAAGAGCUCUACCGCAACUUCAAAAGCAUCUCCAAGGCCUUGGUGGAGCGGGGUGGUGUGGUCACCAGCAACCCACUUGGCUUCUGAAUACUCCCGGCCAGGGCCUGUCCCAGUUAUGUGCCUUCCCUCAAGCCAAAGCCGAAGCCCCUUUCCUUAAGGCCCUGGUUUGUCCCGAAGGGGCCUAGUGUUCCCAGCACUGUGCCUGCUCUCAAGAGCACUUACUGCCUCGCAAAUAAUAAAAAUUUCUAGCCAGUCA